Messenger RNA from Puccinia graminis f. sp. tritici CRL 75-36-700-3, 1209 nucleotides. RefSeq names its product biotin synthase. The transcript has 7 exons. NCBI's taxonomy places the organism in Eukaryota, Fungi, Basidiomycota, Pucciniomycetes, Pucciniales, Pucciniaceae. Gene Ontology annotation, biological process: biotin biosynthetic process. Bases 1 to 1209 code for a protein of 402 amino acids. The record is from RefSeq and is a predicted model, not a curated record. Gene Ontology annotation, molecular function: biotin synthase activity; 2 iron, 2 sulfur cluster binding. Gene Ontology annotation, cellular component: mitochondrion.
AUGUGGAAACAGCUGGCCAGUAGUCGUUCGAUACUUCGAUCCGAGCCAGGUCGAUCGCCCAUGCUGGCCCUGAAACUGGCUGGGGGUGCCCGUCGAUCACAUGCAACCGCCCCGCCGAGUGCCCUCGACAGUCUCGGCUCGUCCUCCCAUCUCAGUCGUCGUUGGACUAAGGAACAAGUCAAGGAUGUCUACGAGAGUCCAUUGAUGGAACUCGUCUUUCGUGCAGCUACCACUCAUCGAGCCUACCAUGAUCCAAGCAAGGUCCAACUCUGCACCCUUCUCAACAUCAAGACUGGUGGUUGCACAGAAGAUUGCUCCUAUUGCGCUCAAUCAUCCAGGUAUUCGACCGGUCUCCAAGCCUCUAAACUGAUCGACAUCGAGCCCGUCCUAGCUGAAGCUCGGAAAGCUAAGGCUAAUGGAUCUACUAGAUUCUGUAUGGGCGCUGCUUGGAGAGACAUGAAUGGUAGAAAGAAUGGAUUCAAGAAGAUCUUAGAGAUGGUCAAAGAAGUCAGAGCAAUGGGUAUGGAAGUGUGCACGACUUUAGGAAUGCUCUCACCGGAGCAAGCAGUACAACUGAAAGAAGCGGGUCUGACGGCGUACAACCACAACCUGGACACAUCCCGAGAGUAUUAUCCGAAGGUGAUUUCGACGCGGUCGUAUGACGAGCGAUUACAGACGAUCGAGAAUGUCCGUGAGGCCGGGCUCUCGGUCUGUUCGGGAGGGAUCAUCGGUUUGGGCGAGUCGGAUGAGGACCGGAUCGCGCUGAUCUGUCAGAUGAGCCAGCUCCCCGCUCCCCCCGAAAGCUUCCCCGUUAACGCCCUCGUCCCCAUCCCGGGUACGCCUCUCGGUGAUAACGAAAGAGUCAGCUUUCACGAAAUCUUGCGCACUAUCUCUACCGCUCGAAUUGUCCUACCAACAUCGAUCGUGAGAUUUGCUGCUGGAAGAAACACGUUCAGUGAAGCAGAGCAAGCGAUGUGUUUCAUGGCCGGAGCGAAUGCAAUCUUUACGGGAGAAAAGAUGUUGACGACACCAACCUCGGGAUGGGAUGAAGAUAUCUCGAUGUUCAGUCGUUGGGGAAUCACACCAUUAGGCUCAUUUGCCUCGGAGAAUCAAGACCAAGCCCAGUCUGAUUCUACUGCUGAUCAACUCGUCAAUGAUAGAAGAUCACACUCGACUAGCGAACUUCCUACUGUUCAAAUCACUGCUUGA